Molecule: messenger RNA, 711 nt
Organism: Encephalitozoon cuniculi GB-M1
Lineage: Eukaryota; Fungi; Microsporidia; Unikaryonidae
Product: short-chain dehydrogenase/reductase
Exons: 1
Coding region: 1-711 (236 amino acids)
Biological process (GO): sphingolipid biosynthetic process
Cellular component (GO): endoplasmic reticulum membrane
Molecular function (GO): 3-dehydrosphinganine reductase activity
Source: RefSeq, marked provisional
AUGGCAAAAAUAAACUUUGCAGGAACAACUGUUUGCGUCACCGGCGGCAGCAAGGGUCUUGGGCUGGAAAUCACAAAGGAGCUCAUUAAAAGAGGGUCUUAUGUUCAUGUGUUUGGGAGGUCACCACGGCCAUUUGUCCACGAGAACAUGGAGUAUCACCAGGUGGAUCUUCUGAAUGAAAGGCCCAAUAUCACAAUCCCAUUCGAUGUUGUAAUAUCAAACCUGGGGACAAGUGUUGGAAAUAAGAAGUUCGACGACAUGGAGUAUGCUGAGGUGAUGGACAUGCUGAGGCUAAAUGUGGAGCUGCAUCUAUGGCUUCUGAAGAACACUAGGUACAAGAAGUUUGUUUUUGUCAACUCUGUGCUGUCCCAGCAAGGGCUUCCAGGAUAUUCCAUGUAUUGUGCCUCCAAGUCAUUCAUCCAUACUCUGAACCAGUCGCUGAGGAGAGAGGGGAAGGACACCAUGAUAAUCUAUCCCUACAAGAUAAACACCUCACUGUUCAGCGAGGUCAAGGAUUUUUGGACGCUCGAUGCAAACUAUGUUGCUGUAAGGCUUCUUAGGGACAUCGAGAAUGGCGCCAGAGAGGACUUCGUACCCUGGAUAUUCAAGCCAAUCAGCAUUGUGUCAAGGGGAAUUCCCAUGUUUCUUCAGGAUGCCCUCACCAGGCUGACAAGGAGGGUAUUCUACAGCUCUGAGAAAAAAAAUGAAUAG